Messenger RNA from Dunckerocampus dactyliophorus (ringed pipefish), 1467 nucleotides. RefSeq lists its product as uncharacterized. NCBI's taxonomy places the organism in Eukaryota, Metazoa, Chordata, Actinopteri, Syngnathiformes, Syngnathidae. The transcript has 2 exons. The record is from RefSeq and is a predicted model, not a curated record. Gene Ontology annotation, molecular function: 2-oxoglutarate-dependent dioxygenase activity; methyltransferase activity. Bases 356 to 1240 code for a protein of 294 amino acids.
GCCCUCCGUGGCAGACGUCUCUGUGACACUCUCCCGUGUUUUUCUAUUUUUUGCUAUCUUAUUGUUCAUUUUGGACAUUCAACACACUCACGCAGUACAUUACAACAGGGAGACACUUUUGAACAUCGGCAGGGUUCACCAUGAACUUUCAUUUAGCCUCUCAGACUUUGCCUUUCUUCUGCGCCGGGAGAACGCAGCAGCCUGCGGCCCCGGUGAGCUGAAUACCCGGCGAGCAAAGCAUCCGAGGCGUAAACGAGGCAAGCGAGCCGGCCUGCAUGCUAGGCUAAAAGCUAGAGCGACUAGGCCACCGCUACCAAGCUUGCUGCUAGCCAACGUCCGCUCUCUUGAAAACAAGAUGGACGAACUACGAGCAAGGAUUACAGCUCAACGUGAGAUCAGGGAAUGCUGUGUCCUCACCUUCACAGAAACCUGGCUGACGGGGGAUAUACCGGACUCGGCGAUCCAGUUGGAAUCAUUUGCUGCUUACCGGGGAGAUCGGACUUUAGCGUCUGGUAAACACAGAGGUGGCGGCGUCUGUGUUUACGUAAACAAACGGUGGUGCACAGACGUACAGACGAUGGAAAAGCACUGCUCGCAGGACAUUGAGCUGCUGAUGGUGAAAUGCAGACCUUUUUAUUUACCUCAUAAGACUAAAGAGAUGAUCAUCGACCCAAGAACAAGGGAAAAGGAGCCACAUAGACCCCUGUUUAUUGGUGAGACUGAGGUGGAGAGGGUGAAAACCUUCAAGUUCCUUGGCACACACAUCAGCGAGGACCUCACCUGGUCUCACAACACCCAACAAAUUCUGAAGAAGUCCCAAAGGAGACUGUACUUCCUGAGAAGACUGAGGAAAUUUGGCAUGUCCACCACAAUCCUGAGUUGCUUCUACAGAUGCACCAUCGAAAGUGUCCUUACCGCCUCCAUCACUGUUUGGUACGGUAACUGUACAACACGUGAUAGGAAGGCACUCCAGCGGGUGAUCAAGACCUCACAGAACAUUGUUGGGGCAGCCCUCCCCUCACUGCAAGACAUUUAUACAUCUAGAGUCCUACGCAGAACACACAACCUCAUCAAGGACAGCACACAUCCACAACACUCAUUAUUCACACUCCUGCCAUCAGGCAGACGCUACAGGAGUUUGAAGUCCAGGACCACAAGGCUGGCAAACAGCUUUUACCCACAGGCCAUCAGGCUUCUCAAUGAAGCACUCAGACACGCCACACGCAACACACACUCAUAGCACUUUAUUUAUUUAUUUAUUUAUUUGUAUUAUUUACUUGCAUUAAUGUCUCUUCUGUUGUUGUUGCUUAAUUUCUUGGUAUUUAUGUAUAUGUGUUUAUGUUUCUUAUGUUCUUAUUCUUUCUUGUGUUUUUCUUUCUUUUCCUUGGGAGAAUGAACAGAAUAAGAUUUUCAUUGCAUGGUAUAACUGCUGUUUUACCAUGCACAUGACAAUAAAACUCUCUUGAA